UUAGUGGAGAAUUACUUAAUAGAGAUUGCACGCAGCCAUAAUGUAGCAUUUGAGCCUGAUCGUACUGUUUUUUUGGAGGUAGGUAAUGCCACAUAUAGACUGCCUUAUGAAAUAACCCCCAACCAAUCAAUCAUCAAUUAUAAUCAGAAAAUCUCUUUAUAAAAAUGUCAUAUAUUUGUAACUUUGCGCAAGUCAGAGUACAUGUAUAUUUUUUUAUACAAAUGUGUUUAGUUUUUUAUCAGUGGACCACUUUUAUUUUAUAGUUGGGCUUAGAAUUUUCUCUGUGCUUUUGGGUGAUUGGAUUGAGGCCAUUAAAUGACACAAGUUUUUGAUAUGUUUAUUUUCCAACAAGAAAUUUUAUUUUUUUCCUGCCAUAAUUGACAAAUGUAAUAGUGACAAACAGCGCAAAGAUGGGUUGAAAAUGUGGCAAUGAUGAAGAAAAGCAGAAAAAGAAUGGUGAAAUGCUGACGUGGACAUGGCUUCCCCCUUAACCCUUUAAGUCCCAAUAGUGACAAAGAUCAAUUUUCUCUUAACAAUAUCCAUACACUGUCAAGAGAUAAGUUAUGAGAAUUAAUAAAAUGAUCACCCAGGAGAAAAUGCUUGAUCUAUUAUCAAAUUCUCACAACUAAUUCUGUAAGGAAAUGUUUGGAGAUCAGUUUGGAGAAUUUCUAUAUGGAUACCAGGCCCCAGUUGUUCAAACGUUGGAUAGCGCUAUCCAAUGUUUGAACAACUGGGGUUAGGGCUUAAAGGGUUAAGACAUGAGACAACAGGUUUUGACUUUCUGACCAGACAUUCCCACACAACCUAAUAGGGCUAAGGCUAAUGAGCCUGUCCUUUUUUAUAAGCUGAAUGUUGCAGAAACCGAAACUUUUGACUCGGAGCUUGAUAGCCAUACAAUGUAUGCACCUUCUGGAGCAAAGAACAAUGUCAUGCACAUGUAGACACAGCACAAAAUAUUCAGCAAUGUCUUGUGAUGAAUGUCUUUAAGUAAGUGUCACCCCCAAUUCUGUGUCAGAUAUAAAAAGUAACAUGACCUCACUUAUUGACCACAUUACUAUUUGAUGAAUAAUCUGAAGGGGACUAUCUUUUCUUCGUCUUCUUAAAAUUGCAGUAUUCUUUUUUUAAAUUAAAGAUGAUGUAAAAAUGACCAGCACAUAUUCAUUCUCUUGGUAAUUUCUUGCUUAGGAGGAUGAUUUACCAGAGUACGAUGAACCUGGCCCCCCAAAGGGUAAUGGUUUUGGUGGUAGUGGCAGUGGCGGUGGAGGUGGUGGUACCGGUCGCAUUGGUUUUGAGGGGAUUGCAGCAGGUUACGAUGCACCCAGUAUAUCAAGCCCCCAAUAUGCUUCACUAACUUAUCCACCAUCACAUGUAAGUUUUUCUUAAAGUGUAUGGCCAGAAUUGUUUGAAUUUGCUGUUUAUUAUUCACCCAGAAAUCAUGGACUGGUUGCAUAAAGGCAACUUAAGAUUAAGUGGGAAUUGUUUACAACCACUCUUUAGUUCUGAAGGAUCUCUCUUUGUGUUUUCUAUGCUGGUUAAUCAUCUUUUGCUCAAUUCAUUUGUGUUAUAGUGCAAGCAAAUCCUCCAUAACUAAGGAAAUGGUCGCAGAAAAUUCCCUGAGUGUCUUUGAACUCACCACCAACAACAACUCUGCAAGCAAACCAGUCUGUUGGUAAAAUCAACUAAUUAUUGAUAUUUAUUGUUCACUUUACAGGGAAGUGCACCACCUUACCCAGUGGGUCCCCCAGGGAAUGCACCACCCUCCUACCCUGAGAAGGUUUUGCCACCCUACCCAGGAGGCCCUGUCAAUAACCACAGCCCUACAGCUCCACCAGCAGGUGAAAAUAUUUCCAAUAAUUUUAUUGAAAACUUUAAACCUACCAGUUAUUAACUUAUGCUACCGUUGGUUGCAUCUAAGCGUGUACAUGUGACGAAAAAAAAAAAUUCUAAUUGGAUGAAAACAAGACAUGUUACUGCGCUUUUCACAAAUAUGCGAACUCUAAAGUUCAAAAGCCGCCUUCACAAUUGCGUUUUUCACUGCCAUCAAUCAUAAUUACGAUCACAAGUAACGAACCUUGAAACACACAAACACACAAAAUGGAUCGAAAUCCACCAAUCACAAAUCACAAACCAUGACCUUUUGAACCCGUUAAAGUAAAGUUUUGUUUCCUGAGAGGUCCGUUAAGAUGACUGACGGCAGCGAAAAACGCUAUUGUGAAGACGGCGUUUGAACUUCAGAAUUCGCAUGGUUGUGAAAAGCGCAGUAAUUGCCGCCAAACUGUUGAAGUUUGGGGUGGCAUUAGACGAAUGUUCAAUGUAAAGUAGGUAGCUGUUUGUUGACUUGAUUUGCUUUUGUUCAACAAAAUAUUCAUUGCAAGGCUUUUAGAAGAAUUCAUGGAGUUGUAAAACUUGAAAGAAUAAUUCUUAAAAGCAAGUGUGAUGUAUCUGAGUGAGAAAUACCCUGGUAUUACUGAAAAUUGAGAAAAAUAAAAGAUGUGUGGAUUACCCUGAUCAAAAACAUGUUAUUAACUUAACCUUUGGCUUAACAGUUUGUUUUAAUGGCUGUCAACUUCAAAUGUUUGGCGACAAAACACGCCAUAUCUGGCACCCUAUUAGAACAUGUUUUUUGUCUUGUGUCCAUUCUUAGAUGCAACCAGCAGUAUUUUGAAUAGUUACCUAUGAUAUGACCUUCGGUAAACUUAAGCGUUGUUUUACCUAUGUUACUUUAUUCAAGGAUGGUUUUCGCCAUCCUUUUCCCUUUGUAAGACAUCAACAUGACACUUGGUUUUUGCUCCUCUCUGGUUCAUGUGAUGUAUUGGUGAUUUUCUGGGUGUAUGGGCAAGGUUUUAGCCAGAAGGGUGUCCAGCCAUCCUAUGGAUGGCUAUUUUUGGAAGAAAUAACAAGGAAAAUUCACUUAAUCUCUUAUAAUUUUAUGGGAAAACAUGCCUUCUCGAUGGCCAGUUUUCAAUGUCUGGCUAAAGAAUGUGUGUGGGAAAUGCUACAGCUGAAAGUUCACCCUGCUUUGUUGUUAUGCCAUACUAAACAGAACAAAACAGAUGUGUUAUACAUGUUCAACUCUACCCUGUUCUGUCUGUGUCAUUGCAUAGUUGCACUAUUCUACAUAGUAUAUUUAGCAUCUUAAUACUUUCUUUCUCAUUUCCCAUUUUAUUCUAGGACCUCAAAAGCCCUCCGCGCCCACCGCACCCACUCCAGCGCCUCGCUCGUCAAAAGGACCUAGUUUUCCGGACCUUCCAUCAGUACCAACAGACCUACCAAACAUACCCGACAGCUUGCCAGCGGCAAAUAGUGCUGGUGGGGAGGAUGUAGACUUUGAUGAUCUCACCAGAAGAUUUGAGGAUCUCAAAAAGAAAAAGUAG
Messenger RNA from Porites evermanni, 3374 nucleotides. NCBI's taxonomy places the organism in Eukaryota, Metazoa, Cnidaria, Anthozoa, Scleractinia, Poritidae. The record is from the annotation of a GenBank genome assembly.